CGUAAACAAACAAACAAAGAAAGACCGACCCUCCCUUCGAUUUCCAUUUCCGUUUCCAUCGAUCCCAAGCAAAAAGUCUAUCUCCUCCAUUUCAAUUCCUUCCUUGUAGCCGCAGAUCAAACAAGAUCCCUCCAAAUUCCUUCCUUCUCAAUCUCUCUUUAGGGUUUCCCGAUUCGGUUCUCUACAAUCAGUUUCAUUCCGGCAAAGACAUUAAUAUUAUAGAUCUCAAAUCAAACCAGCCACAUGCGGAAGCCUCCAAUGGUUUCUGCCCUCUGACGGCAGCCGCCAGUCGCCGGUUUGGUCGGCUCUCUUCCUUUCUUACUCUGCGAGGUGAGAUGCGUGGAGGGUUGUUUGUUGUUCAUAUUCAUCUGAUUCUUAGGGUUCUUUCCUUCUUGGUUGACUUGGAAGUUUUGUAAUCAGCUGGUCAAAGAUGGUGAGGGGGAAAGUGGAGCUGAGGAAGAUCGAGAACGCGGCGAGCAGGCAGGUGACCUUCUCCAAGCGGAGGAAUGGGCUGUUGAAGAAAGCCAACGAGCUGUCCGUACUGUGCGACGCCGAGGUUGCGGUCAUCGUCUUCUCCCAGCGAGGAAGGCUCACCCAGUUCUCUAACCUCGAAAUGCCGAAGACGAUAGCUCGGUACCAAAAGUAUGCAGCAGUUGAAGUCGAUAAGACUGAUACAGAUUACUGCAUUCAGCAACUCAAGCAAGAAUCCGCUUCUAUGGCUAAGAAGAUUGAGCAGCUUGAAGCCUCCAGAGGAAAGCUCAUGGGAGAGCAGUUGGGGUCGUGUUCCCUGGAAGAGAUCCGAGGGUUGACCGAGCAGCUGGAAAGAGGCUUGUCAAACAUCCGACUCAGAAAAGAUGAGAUGUUCAUGGAGCAGAUGGAAAAACUCAAGUUACAGGAAAAGGAGCUGCUACAACAGAAGGCAACAUUAUGUGAAAAGUGUCGGGAGAUGCCACGGGAACCGGAAAGACGUGAGACAGAUUACGAGGCGGCGACGGCGGGAAGCAGCGUGGGACUGAGCAAUGAAAGUUCGACGGUGGAGACGACUUUGUCCAUCGGAUUGCCGACGGCAACAUAUUGUGCUUUGAAGUAGAUUGUUUCGUCAUCAGUUUAGUCACACUUUUCUUUCUCAUCAUUCAUAUACCGGAACCGCAAUAGUUAACUGUAUACUAAAGUUCUGAAAUAGUGUAAUAAUGAGCUCUGAAUGUAAUGGCAGAUUGGCCGCCGCUGCCGUCUGUAUUAAUGGUUCUGCGCUGUUUGUCUCGCCCCAUCCAAGAGCUCCAAUGUGUACACGCACUUAUAGGGCCGACCAGGAAUGACAAAUGGGCUUUUCUAUAUCGUUUGCCAUCUCUGGGCUACAGCUUGCAUGUUCACGUGGGCUUACGUACGUUUGGUAUUAUGCUUUCGAACUAAACCCAAACAGAAAUAAUCGUACUCAAUUCCCUGCCUCCAGGCCCAGUCCAUCAGCCGUCCAUGUUUUCUUUCCUUCCCAACGGAGAUAAAACACCUCGUACGGAGUCCUAAAUUGAUAGGUGAUUUUUAGCAGUAUAAAAUGGUUGCUUAACC
Linum trigynum is the source of this 1563-nucleotide messenger RNA. Lineage: Eukaryota; Viridiplantae; Streptophyta; Magnoliopsida; Malpighiales; Linaceae. The record is from the annotation of a GenBank genome assembly.